Messenger RNA from Schistocerca piceifrons (Central American locust), 4019 nucleotides. RefSeq names its product unconventional myosin ID (gene Myo31DF). The transcript has 18 exons. Gene Ontology annotation, cellular component: cytoplasm; myosin complex; plasma membrane. Gene Ontology annotation, biological process: actin filament organization; vesicle transport along actin filament. NCBI's taxonomy places the organism in Eukaryota, Metazoa, Arthropoda, Insecta, Orthoptera, Acrididae. Gene Ontology annotation, molecular function: microfilament motor activity; ATP binding; actin filament binding. The coding region runs from base 73 to 3123 and encodes 1016 amino acids. The record is from RefSeq and is a predicted model, not a curated record.
ACCGAAGGAAAGUAAAGCCAGUGCACAUCACAGACGUCAGUACAACUGGUGUUCAGUUAUCAGUGGGAAGUGAUGGCUACGCAAGAUGAGGUUGGAAUUGGUGAUUUCGUCCUUUUGGACGAAAUCACCAUGGAAACUUUUAUGGAAAACCUUAAAAGAAGAUUUCAAGGUGGAAAGAUAUACAGCUAUAUAGGAGAAGUGUGCAUUUCUGUCAAUCCAUACCGAACUAUGAAUAUUUAUGGGCAAGAAUAUAUCACUCAGUAUAAAGGAAGAGAAUUCUUUGAAAAUCCACCCCAUAUAUUUGCAAUAGCAGAUGCAGCUCAUAAAGAAAUGAAGCAACAGGGACGUGAUACGUGUAUAGUUAUUAGUGGUGAGUCAGGAAGUGGAAAGACAGAAGCCUCAAAAAUAAUAAUGAAGUAUAUAGCUGCAGUGACCAAUUUAGGUGGUCGGCAGGAAGUUGAGAGAGUGAAAAAUGUUCUUCUCCAGUCAAAUGCAAUUCUUGAAGCAUUUGGAAAUGCAAAAACGAAUAGGAAUGACAAUUCCUCCAGGUUUGGAAAGUACAUGGACAUAAACUUUGAUUUCAAAGGAGAUCCAGUGGGAGGCCACAUUAAUAAUUACUUAUUAGAAAAGUCAAGAGUAAUUUUACAACAGAAAGGAGAAAGAAAUUUUCAUAGUUUUUACCAGUUGCUUGGAGGUGCAAGUGAACCAGAGCUUAAGGAAUUCCAGCUCAGUCGUGACCCCGGAAACUAUUUUUACACUCGACAAGGAAAUGCUUCAAAAGUAGAGGCAAUCAGUGAUAGGUCAGAUUACAAAGCAACUGUUGGAGCGUUCAAAACAUUGGGGUUUUCCAGUGCUGAAACAGAUACAGUCUGGAAAAUUGUGGCAGCAAUUCUUCAUUUGGGUAAUGUGGAGUUUACUUCACAAGAUGAUAUUGCUCGGCCAGUAGACCAAGGAGCAGUAAGCCGUGUAGCAUCUAUGCUUAGUGUGGUACCAGCUGAGCUGACUAAGGCACUAAGUGAAAGGGUUAUAGCAGCUCGUGGGGAAGUCAUGCAGAAGACCCACAACCAGUCAGAAGCCGAAUAUGGCAGAGAUGCGUUAGCCAAGGCUGUGUAUGAUAGAUUAUUCACAUGGAUUGUGGGAAAAAUAAAUGAGACACUUGGUAGUGGUGAUCUUCAGAUGAAGAAAUCAUACAUGGGUACAGUGAUCGGUGUGCUAGACAUUUAUGGAUUUGAAAUAUUUGAUACAAACAGUUUUGAACAGUUUUGUAUUAAUUAUUGUAAUGAGAAGUUACAGCAACUCUUUAUUGAACUUGUUCUUAAGCAGGAACAAGAAGAGUACUGUCGUGAAGGAAUUGAGUGGAAGAACAUAGAGUACUUUAAUAACCAAAUCAUCUGUGACCUAGUGGAGCAACCACACAAAGGUGUUUUAGCAAUAUUAGAUGAGGCUUGCCUGACUGUUGGAAAGAUUACAGAUGAGAUGCUGCUGGAAGCUAUGGAUGAAAAACUGUCUAACCAUGAACAUUUCACAAGUCGCCAGCUAAAUCCAAUGGACAAGGAACUAAAGCAUAAAGUAGAGUUUCGCAUUAGGCAUUACGCAGGAGAUGUGGUGUAUAACAUCAUUGGUUUUCUUGACAAGAACAAAGAUACCUUGUUUCAAGAUUUCAAGCGACUUCUUUUCAACUCGUCUAAUAAGUUAAUUAGCAGCAUGUGGCCUGAAGGUGCAAUGGAUAUAACAAAGACAACCAAAAGGCCACUGACAGCAGGGACCUUGUUCAAAAACUCCAUGAUUGCUUUAGUGAAGACUCUGAAGAGCAAGGAACCAUUCUAUGUCCGGUGCAUUAAGCCAAACGAUGUGAAAUCUGCUAGUGUAUUUGACUCUGAGCGAGUGGAACACCAAGUGCGAUACCUCGGACUCUUGGAAAAUUGCAGAGUGCGCAGAGCAGGAUUCGCGCAUCGCCAGAGCUACACAAAGUUUCUUAAACGGUAUAAGAUGAUAUCACAUUAUACAUGGCCUAACUUCAGAGCUGGCACUGACAAAGAGGGGACACGAAUGCUCAUUGAUGAAAAGGGAUUUUCACAUGAUGUCAAAUAUGGGCACACAAAAAUAUUUAUUCGUUCACCCAGAACACUUUUUGCUUUGGAACAGGCAAGAAAUCAGCUAAUUCCAGGCAUUGUGAUCCUGCUUCAGAAACUGUGGCGUGGCACAAUAUGUAGGAUUCGUUACAGGAAGAUGAAAGCAGCACUAUGCAUAUUUAGGCACUACCGAAAGUACAAGAUCAGGAGCUACAUGAUCCAGUUGCAGACUGCCUUCAUGCAUGUGAAAUCACUGCGGGAUUAUGGAAAAACUAUUAUAUGGCCAUCACCACCAGUGGCUGUACGCCCUCUAGUGCCCCUUCUGAAAAAUAUUUACAGUCGUUGGAGAGCAUGGAUGAUCCUAAGGCCAAUUCCAAGAGAUGAAUGGCCACAGCUGAAGUUCAAGAUUAUAGCUGCAUCAGCACUGCGAGGGAAGCGUGCACACUGGGGGCAAACACGCAAGUGGGAAGGCAAUUAUCUUGCCCAGAGUAGUGAAAACCAGAAUGCCAAUCUUUUCAUGACAAGUGUUAAUAGCCUUCGUUCGUCAGACAGAUUCCAGAAGGUCCUAUUCUCAUCAUUCAUUCGCAAGACAAACAGGUUUAGCAAAUGCGCUGACAGAGCUUUGCUCGUAACUGAGAAUAUGCUGUACAAACUGGAAACAAAUAAGUUCAAACCAAUGCGAAAGGGCUCUUCAAUUUCAGAGGUAACUGGCCUGAGUGUUAGUCCUGGACGGGACCAGCUAAUAGUAAUACACUCCAACAAAGGCAAUGACCUUGUGGUGUCUUUACAGGCAAAUGAAGAUCGAAUUGGAGAACUGGUUGCCAUUCUAUGUUCUCGUUACCAUGAGUUACGUGGCAGUGAUCUGCCAGUUACAGUCAGCAGUAGCUUCCAGUGUAUGCUGGGCAACAAGAGCCUUCCUGUAAGGGUUGAAGUAUCUGCAGAUUCUCAAGCAGCAGACUUCAGACGUGAUGGCAGUGCUAUUGUUUACACCUUACCAUCCAGUUAUGCAUCAAUCAUGGAAAAUGGACAACAACAGAAGAUUGCAGCAUGAUAAUGACAGAUGAAAUUGGAGCAUGGAGGGUUAACUUGUAACGACAGUUUUGAUGCUUGUCACUCCACAGCAUCGAUGUACCUUCAAGCUACAAAUAAAUUAUUUAUUGUGCAACUGGUGUUUGAAACUAGGCAUCAUCAGCAAUCUUACACUGACACUAAUCACAUCCGAGCAUAUACUUGAUAGCAACUAUCAGUUUUUCUUUUCUGGAGAAACACUAAAAGUAGUUACCUAAUACAUGUUAUGCCAACAUAGAUGUGAUUAGUGCCAGUUUAGGUUCCUGAAGAUAAGUUGGUCCCAAACACUGGACAAGCAAUAAAUAAUUUGUAUACAGUUUAAGUUUUGUUAAAAAAGGCUUUUAUAAAGAUAAAUUGCAUAAAGAAUACUUUUUAUAUAAGAUGAUUCUUAUGUAUUGGCUGCAGUUAGUAUUCUCAGCUGGAGAAAUUUUCUUACUGCAAAGUUUGUUUCCCCUUUGCAGAACAAAGAUGUUGAACAGCAUGGUUUAUUAUUUAAAAGUGUUGUAGUAAAGUUGGGUGUUUUACAGUAGCUACCAGUUAUCUUAAAUUAAUCCUGUUAAAAAGUUACACAAUCAGUAGCUACCAGCUGACAAUCUUAAAUUAAUCCUGUUAAAAAGUUACACAAUACAUUUUGGGUGAGAAAUUUGAGCCUUUCCUUUCAUAUUUAUGUCAUAAAAUUAUUUCUGUGGCUUGUUACAUUGUUCAUCCUUCACGUGUGUGUGUGUGUGUGUGUGUGUGUGUGUGUGUGUGUGUGUGUGUGUGUGUGUGUGUGUGUGUGUGUGUGUACCUACAUGUUCUUUUUCCUUCUUCACUUUAAGUAUCGCUGGGGACUGAAGCAAAGUGCAAUAAUGUAGUUAAAUUUUUGUAGGACUUUGAUUU